Molecule: messenger RNA, 1633 nt
Organism: Musca vetustissima
Lineage: Eukaryota; Metazoa; Arthropoda; Insecta; Diptera; Muscidae
Gene: Cyp317a1
Product: probable cytochrome P450 317a1
Exons: 2
Coding region: 1-1605 (534 amino acids)
Molecular function (GO): iron ion binding; oxidoreductase activity, acting on paired donors, with incorporation or reduction of molecular oxygen; heme binding
Source: RefSeq, a predicted model, not a curated record
AUGUGGGUUAUAUUUUUGUUGUUGGGUUUAGCGAUAUUUCUUAUCUUAACCCUGAUAGUUGUGGCCAUCGUUUAUAUACGCGACUAUUGGCACUUUGUGGGGGUACCGCACGAUCAGCCGCGUUCUCUGCGCGAAGUGAUUAAGACCUUCAGUAAAUAUGGCACCACCACUCAGGUCAAGGAUCAAAAUGAAUAUUUCAAAAAGCUCUACAAGAAAUUCAAGGGGUCGGGGCCCUUUGUCGGUUUCUAUCAUCUGUUCGAGCCACGUGUCAUGGUCCUCAGCCCGGAGCUAAUGCAGCAAAUUCUCGUUAAGAAUUUCUCCAAUUUCAAUGAUCGUGGCCAUUAUCACAAUCGCAAAUCGGAUCCCCUCUCAGCGGAUUUAUAUUCCACCAGUGGAGAUCAAUGGAAAGAAAUGCGCUUGAAACUCGAACCAGUUUUCCAGAAAGCCUACAUGUUCCACUUUUUCGAAAGUAUACGUGAAGAGUGUGAGAAGACCUUUCUCCUCUUCGAAUUGGCUCGCCAAGAGUACCAGAAAAUCUCUCCCCAAAGUGAUGUGGCCUUCGAUGUGAAACCCUUUAUGCAUCGCUACGUCCUAGGCAACAUUGCCAAGUGUGUCUUCGGCCUCAACAAAUCAAUGCAGCAAAAAUAUCCCCUCGAAGAAUUCGAUGCCAUGACCCAAUUUGGUUUACACACCCACCGCCAUGGCGGUUUCCUCAACUCAAUUAUGGAUCGGAAUCCGACGCUGUUUCGUUCCUUCAAUUUCGCCACCACAAAAGUUAAGGUACAUACCUAUUUUAUGACUCUCUUGAAUGAUGUCAUUCUGCAUCGAAGUAAGGCGGAGAAUCGCACCGAUGACUAUCUACAAUUGCUUAUCGAUCUAAUGAAUCAGGAAUUUAAUACCCAUGAAACGGAAGUACAUAAUGAGGGUAUCGGCCUCAAGGAACAUUUGGUAAAUGAAUUGGCGGCCCAUGCUUUUACGUUUUUGAGAGCGGGCCUCGAACCCACAGAGGAUACCCUGUCGUAUGUGUUAUAUGAAUUGGCUAGAGAUCCGGUUAUGCAGCAGCGGGUUCGUGAAGAGGUUGCCAAGGCCUAUGAACAGAAUGGAGAAAAUUUCACAUAUGAAGGGAUACAAUCACUGAAAUUUAUGGGACAAUUUAUAUCGGAAACCAUACGCCUCCAUCCAGUGGUGCCCUACAUUAUGCGCCGCACCCUCAACGAUUACCUUGUGCAAAAGGAUUCCAAUUUCCUGAUACGUAAGGACAUCAAUAUCGUGAUCCCCCUGAAUGCUAUGCACAAUGACCCCGAGUAUUAUCCACAACCCCAUAUAUUUAAUCCAGAUCGUUUUGCUGGGGAAACAAAUCGCCAGCGACAAUCCUGUGUUUGGUUGGGAUUCGGUGAAGGACCCCGCAACUGCCUUGGCUUACAUUUUGCCCAAUUACAAAUGCGUACCCUGCUGGCGAUACUCCUAAUGCGCUAUGAAUUCUUUUUGGAUACACAAAAUCUUAUUGUAUGCUGCCUCGAGGGAGUGGCACUGCGAAUACGCCCCCUAAAUGAACGUUCCGAAUAUGUGGAGAGUGAGGGGCGAGAAUCGGCAGUUGUGAUAUGAAAAGUAGAAAAAAUUAGUUUAAUUUGAU